This is a messenger RNA of Aegilops tauschii subsp. strangulata, 2270 nucleotides long. The record is from RefSeq and is a predicted model, not a curated record. NCBI's taxonomy places the organism in Eukaryota, Viridiplantae, Streptophyta, Magnoliopsida, Poales, Poaceae.
CCUAAGUACUCUUCUGUUUUGGUGCAGUGAGGAUCAUGCUCGUAUGACGGACAUUUGCAGAAAAUAAUAAUAAAGCACUCACACGUUCCUGCUUGAAUGUUGCAAUGUUCUUUUAAUAUUGAAUAUUGAUAUGUAAUGAUUAUCUCUUCUUUCCGAAAAAAGACCAAUGUAGUACUAUUGGGUGACACCGUUUUUACUCAUAAAUGUUAGGUUAUAUUCCAGGUAGCAAGAAGCGAUGGCACAAGAUUAUGCUAAUAGGUAUGACAUCAGCAGCUGCAACCUUUCUCUUUGCAUGUCUUUAUGUACUGAUGUGGUGUAGAAAGGGGAAGAGGUUAUGGUUUCUCCUUUUCGAGAAGACUAGCAGCAACACUGAAAAGAAUUACGAGGCCAUGAUAGCGUCAUAUGGAUCCCUAGCUCCGAAAAGAUACAUGUACUCAGAGAUAAUGAAGAUAACGUCUUCUCACAAUGACCAGCUUGGAAAAGGAGGUUAUGGUGUCGUUUUCAAAGGAAGACUACAUGAUGGUCGUCUGGUUGCUGUGAAAUUCUUGCAUGACUGCAAAGGAAACGGGGAUGAGUUUGUGAAUGAAGUUAUGAGCAUUGGAAGGACCUCUCAUGUUAAUGUUGUUAGUCUAUUUGGGUUUUGUUUGGAGGGAUCAAAACGUGCUCUCAUAUAUGAGUACAUGCCCAACGGUUCCUUGGAUAAGUACAUUUAUUCAGAGAAGCCCAAAGAAAUUUUAGGAUGGGAGAGGCUCUAUGCAAUAGCAAUCGGGAUUGCUCGUGGCCUCGAAUACUUGCACCAUAGUUGUAAUACACGUAUCGUCCAUUUCGAUAUCAAGCCCCAAAAUAUCCUUCUAGACAAAGAUUUUAGCCCGAAGAUUGCUGAUUUUGGUCUAGCUAAAUUGUGUCAUACAAAGGAGAGCAAGCUUUCAAUGACUGGAGCUAGAGGAACAAUUGGAUUUAUCGCUCCAGAAGUUCACUAUCGAACCUUCGGGGUGGUUUCGACAAAGUCGGAUGUUUAUAGUUAUGGAAUGAUGCUGCUGGAGAUGGUUGGAGGUAGGAGAAACGUAAAAUCAAUUGUUGCAAAAUCCAGUGAAAAGUAUUUUCCAGAUUGGAUUUAUGACCACUUUGCGCAAGAUGAGGGAUUACAAGCAUGUGAAGUUACAAGAGAAAUUGAGGAGAUCGCGAGAAAGAUGAUCAUAAUAGGCUUGUGGUGCAUACAAGUGUUACCUAUCUAUCGACCUACUAUAACAAAAGUUCUAGAAAUGUUUGAGAGAAGGUUAGAUGAUCUGGACAUGCCGCCGAAGCAGAACUUCUAUGAACUACUUGAAAGCUCAGCUCAGAAUUUGGAUGUAAAAAGUUCAAGUUCUACCAAACCUGAAGAGAUCAGUCUUGUGAAUUAAAAAAUCCUGCAACAAUCGCCAACUCUUUGAGCAGAUAGGCCUUGUGAAUCAAAGAACCUACAUUCAUUGCCAACACUGUGAGAAGGUGGCCUGUACUACUGUACAUUCAGAAACUGAAUUCGGCAUUGUACUUGUAGUAGAAUAUACUAGAUGAAACCCCGUGCGUUGCUGCGGGACAUUUCGAAUUUGCCCUAAAGUCAACAUUGGGUCGUGAUUGCAAUAAAGUAGACAACAUGCUCCUAUAUUAGUGGAAGCAUGGGAGACAUAAGAACUCAAACAACAUAUGUAUGAAAUCUCACACAUGAAUUGUUUUCGUGUGGAAAUUUUUAUAUCCAACAAAUGACUCGGAGGGAAACACUAAUUAGGUCGUCGGUCUAACCCAUACCUCCAGAGAAACUACUCAAGGAUCAUUUGACUUACCUCAAGAUAACUCAACAGUUUCAUUUUGUAUGUUGGAUUGCACAUUGUGAAUACUUGUGAACUUUAUUUCCUACAACAUAAUAGUAAUUUUCUGCAAAACAAUGUUGACAGAACGAUGCAAGGAGUGAAUACCUUAUAUUGCAACUUAGGUUAUCCUCCAUAUCAAAAGUAAGAUUCAAUCUAAGAGAGGCUGGAAAGAAACAUAAUUGCUCAAGUGAAACAUCAUUGGAUAUUACUGGACACUCGAAAUAAAACUUACAACAUAAUUGAAGAUGAUCUCUCAAAACAAUUUAAAUAACGUAAGCCCGGGCAUCUCAGAUCUCAUGUGCAUUCAGUGCAACACUGCCACCAUAAUAAUUUCUCCCAUUUAAAAUGUUGAUCUUUCCAAAUGGUGAUGCUUUGUUGCACAAAGUGAUAAAAAAAAAAGUUCAGCUAGGGGUGAAAAUUCCA